Molecule: messenger RNA, 486 nt
Organism: Podarcis lilfordi (Lilford's wall lizard)
Lineage: Eukaryota; Metazoa; Chordata; Lepidosauria; Squamata; Lacertidae
Source: the annotation of a GenBank genome assembly
AUGAGCUUCACUCGCAGCAAUGGGCUUACUAGACAUCAUCAAACUCAUCGAGGCAGCAAACCUUAUAAAUGCUGGGAAUGUGGCAAGAGCUUCAGUCGCAUCGACUCCCUUUCCUCGCAUGAAAGAAUUCAUAUAGGGGAGAAACGAUAUAAAUGUUUGGAGUGUGGCAAGAGCUUCUGUCACGGUAGCCAUCUCACGUUGCAUCAAAGAACUCAUGCAGGAGAGAAACCGUAUACAUGUUUGGAGUGUGGAAGGAGCUUCAGGUGCAGUAGCUCCCUUACGUUGCAUCGAAGAACUCAUACAGGAGAGAAACCGUUUACAUGUUCAGAGUGUGGAAAAAUCUUCAGUUGUGUUAGCUCCCUUAGGUUGCAUCAAAGAACUCAUACAGGAGAGAAACCGUAUACAUGUUCGGAGUGUGGAAAAAGCUUCAGUCGCAGUUAUCAGCUUACUAGACGCCAAAGAACUCAUACAGGGAGGAAAUCUUAG